This is a messenger RNA of Ruditapes philippinarum (Manila clam), 3605 nucleotides long. RefSeq names its product cyclin-dependent kinase-like 5. Gene Ontology annotation, molecular function: protein kinase activity; ATP binding. The record is from RefSeq and is a predicted model, not a curated record. Gene Ontology annotation, cellular component: nucleus; dendrite cytoplasm. Bases 476 to 3454 code for a protein of 992 amino acids. Lineage: Eukaryota; Metazoa; Mollusca; Bivalvia; Venerida; Veneridae. The transcript has 19 exons. Gene Ontology annotation, biological process: positive regulation of axon extension; protein phosphorylation; regulation of dendrite development.
UUAAAUCGUAGUGCGUUGUGGGUAUGUUGGCAAGGAAAUUCCCGAUGGCGUCGUAGGAGAUCAAAUUGCAUAGAAAGUUUACUUACUUUGUCGGAAAAUCUUUAUAAAAAAAUUAAUGUAGAGGAAAAUACUUAAAAUAAAUUUGGUUCUUUGCAAUAAGGUAUCUUAUUUUCUGGUUAGUAAAAGUAAAAAAUUACAAAAUGUAAUAACUCUUGGAUUGGAUAGUUUGAUAAAAUUAUAUCGGUCAACAGAGUAGUUUGUAAACAACAUCUUUACACACUGGUAGCUUUUUUGUAAAGCUGUUUUGGUGGAAAAAAAAAGAAUGUGUGUCAGAAAAUUCGAAUAAUAUUGAAGAAAGGGAAUAUAUUGACUUGAAGUGUAAAGUAGAGGACUUGUUUUUCUGUCACGGUUAUAAAAUAUAUUCCAAUAUAGCCAUUAGGAAAGUUGCAGUUUAGCCUGUGUGGGGUGUAAUGUGAUGAACAAGUACGAAAUAGUAGGGGUCGUGGGCGAAGGAGCCUAUGGUGUGGUAUUGAAAUGCAAACAUAAGGAAACAGGGGAACUUGUUGCUGUAAAAAAAUUUAAGGAUGGAGAAGAAAAUGAUGAUGUACGUAGGACCACAUUACGGGAACUUAAAAUGUUGCGUUCCCUCAAGCAGGAAAAUAUUGUGGAACUGCGAGAGGCAUUUAGAAGGAAAGGGAAACUCUAUCUUGUCUUUGAAUAUGUUGAAAGGAAUAUGUUAGAGUUGUUAGAGGAACAGGCUAAUGGUGUAGCUCCAGAGAAAGUUCGCAGUUAUACAUACCAACUGUGUAAAGCCAUACACUGGUGUCAUAGUAAUGACAUUAUUCAUAGAGAUAUAAAGCCAGAAAACUUACUUAUAAGUAAUACAGACACAUUAAAACUAUGUGAUUUUGGUUUUGCUCGCACUAUAAAUGGGGGAUCAACAGGGGUUUAUACCGACUAUGUAGCCACUAGAUGGUACAGAUCUCCAGAGCUGUUACUUGGGGCACCAUAUGGGAAAGCUGUAGAUAUUUGGUCAAUUGGUUGUAUAUUAGGUGAACUUGCUGAUGGUCAGCCAUUAUUCCCUGGAGAAAGUGAGAUAGAUCAACUCUAUGUCAUACAGAAGAUUGUUGGACAACUUCCUCCAGAUCAGAUGAACCUCUUCUAUAAUAAUGCUAGAUUCUCAGGGCUUAAAUUUCCUUCUGUAUCGAAACCUCAGAGCAUUGAGAAGCGUUACCAUGGUAUCCUCAGUAGUGUAAUGAUAGACUUUAUGAAUCAAACUCUACGCCUAGAGCCAAGUGAUCGAUUCACAAUUGAAGAAUGUUUGAAUCAUGUAGUAUUCCAAACUGAACGUCUCCUUAAUAGAAAUCAUGUCCCAGUAAAACAUAUAGAUUCUCAUACUUCCAGCAAGAAACGCAAAAAUGACUUCAGUGAUCAUGUUAAUAGCGAAAAUUUGAAAAAUUUAACCGUUCGCUCAGGGAAACAAAGAGGUUUAUUACCAGAUCAAAAAGAAGAAAGGCAGGAAGAAAAAAUGGACAUUUCAGAAGGAGAGAAAAAUGGUGUACAUCCAACGUCACAAAGUAAAUACAUCAAACAAGCUAAAAAUGCUUCAUCAAAAGCAAAUGCAGAAAAAAUGGCAUUAAAUGCAAUACGUGAGCAAAUUGAACAUGAAAAACUGAAAGUUGAAGCUCUAAUUGAAAGAGAAGAUCAAGAAACUCAUAGAAAAGAGCGAACACGGACUCCUGGUAAAUCUGCAACUAUGCGCAGAUCUCAAAAGAGUGCUUCUAAUCAUAAUGUAGUGGAUAAUUCUAAUAAUAGUGAGGAAGAGCCGCGACAUGGCAAGUCUUACAUUGAUGUUUCAAAUCGUCACAUUAACACCCAGUAUAACACUACGUUCCCUGAUUUUAGAUCCCGUGAUUUAAUUGAAGGUAAUAAAGAAGUGAAAAUGGAGUCUGAGCAUGACAAUGAGCAAUAUGCCGAUAAUGAUGUUGAGAUGGACAACACUCCUAGUGAGUCUAAAUAUAUUAAACGGAAACAUAGUUCUAAAACAGUGACAGAUAAUAAACAAAAGUUAAAAAGUAAAUCCCCUGAGCCAAUAGUUCUUACCCCUAGGGAGGCCCCCUCAAAUGCACGAACAAAUACGUUUACUGUGAAUUUAGAGGCCCCCUAUAAUCAGGAGCAGGAAUAUAGUCAGAAACAGUCAGAUAGUCCAGAAAGAAGGAAGUUUCUGGACAAGACAUUACAGCAAGAGUUGCAGAGAAUCAAGUCCAGUACAAUGAGGCAGAAAAAAAAUCAAGAAGCACAACAACAACAACAACAGAAACAGGAAGUGACGUUUGUAAGAACGAUAACAGAUAGACUGUCUGAUGCUAAGUUACAGAAUCAAGAUGGUGUCAACAAUAAAUACAACAGAGAUCGUUCUGAUCGUGACAACAACAACUAUGGUGGAGGGUACAACAUGAAGGACACACGAACACGCAACAAAAACCAGUACUACGCAGAUGGACCACAGAUGGUUAGAGAGUCGAGUUUCUUCAACUCUGACGGCUCACGACGUAUGUCAGUGGAUGACGGGAGAAAAAGUGUUUAUCGUUCCUCGUCCGUCUGUUCAUUCACAAAUAACAAGACUCGUCGUGACUCUGAAUCAUCAGUUGAAUCGGGGACAGACCUGGGUUUUCAUCGUGAACAUGGUAACAUCAGCGUGGGCGGGCCACCUGUCCAGACAAGAUCUCACACGAAGUAUGUCAAUGUACAGCCAUACUACAAUGAUAGUCCGGACAUGUAUCAUUCACGACAACAGGGGGCACGUCACGAAUCAUCGUGGAGGGACAACAAUGACUGGCAUACAUCAGGAACUAUGUACCAACUAGCUAAGAAGAAAAAGAAGAAGAAAAUAGUUCAGAUAUUAAUGGACAGAGACAAUGAAAAUGUUGGUAGAGCAACCCCGUCUCGUCACUUCAUAAAUCCAUCAAGAGCUUCACGUUUAGACUAUGAUCCAGACGAGGAACUACCUGAUGGUCAAAUCUCUGCAAGGGAGCCACUUCAGAACAGAGAAACGUAUAUGUCAAAAGAUGUAGAUAAUCGAGAAAAGACGCAAUUUGCCAAACAGACAAUGGCACUUAGAAAGAUGACUCAAACACCUGUAGAUAAAACAGCAAGAUUACAACCUCUAAACAAAACAUAUGGAAGUAGAGCUGGUAGUCAGACCGGACAUUAUUUAAAUCCGGACCCGGCUUGGCCAUAUCAGGGACACAGUAAACAAGAACCUGACAGUCGAUAUCUAGCAUCAAUGUCUGGUACUGACAUACGUUCUGGCUGGAUGUCUAGACCACAGUCAGUGUUAGGUGAAGAUAGUGACAUGUAUAUCUCUCCAAGAGAAUCAGACCUUAAACCUAUAAAAAGUGGCAAAUCUCGGGGAUAUAUAGACAAACGGGGGAUGAGGGACAUAAAUUCUUGAAUGCCAUAUAAUGACGUGAUUGUCACUUUCCUUCUAUUAAGUGCUUUCAGUUUUAAUGAAAAAUAGAAAGAGAUCAUGAAACAUUGAUUUUACUUUUUAUGUCUAUCAUGUUAUCCAUAUAUUAAUGUUUAUGAAUAAAGAUAAAAUAAUU